AUGCAUCCCACACUUUCCGCCUUUGCGCCAUUUUCGGGGGUUCCGGGGGUGCUCCUUGCUGACAAGGAUCCUGGCGCGAGCAGUUUACUCGCUGACAUGCCGUUCAUCGGCCUUGCUUCCAUCGGUAUUGCGAUGCUAUUGUUUCUGGUGACGACACGGAGACUAACAAGGUCAUCUGGUGUCCUUAUCCUUUCCAUCCACACAGCUUUCCUCGGUGCAAUCAUGGACAUCGCAAAUGUUAUUGUCCAGGCUAACACCACCUCGGUCAGCCGAAUGUUCCCUUUGAUUGUUGCUCGAGAGGUUUUUCUCGCCAUUUCCCACGCCAGCAAAUUCUUUUAUGUCUGGCUUCUGUCUGGGCAAUCUAUUGCCGCCCUCAUUUAUGGCGGCAACUCUUUCCCCGCAAGUUGGGCUAGAUGGGGGCUUGGUGGUACGGUGGCCAAUGGCACACUGUUGGUACUCAGUGCAGGUAUUGGACUAACCCAGUUGAUCUGGAGAGCUGGGUUUCUCUUUCAGCUCACCAAUUACCUCGUUCUGUACGACCUCGACACCAUUCUGGAGAUUGCCACAACUGGCCUUCUACUUGCCAAGCUUACUCUAAAUAUCUGGUUCUCGCCACCUUUUACGCCAAUGAAGGCGGCGAAGGCAUAUGCACCAUUGGUAUUUGCAACUCUCCUAGGGCUUAGCGGCCCUAUCGGCAAUCUGCUUGGUUUCAUGUGGUCCGACACUCCUUAUGGACGACUCCUCGAGGCGAUCCAGUUGUAUUUAUAUGCACUUUAUGCUCUUGUUCUCAGCUUCUACGCAAGUGUCAAGAAAGAGAGUAGCCGCAAGACCGAAAAAUCACCAACACAGCAACGGCGUCCAUCCGCUCUCACAAUCCCUUCAUUCCGUGAUAUCUCCGAGCCACCAUCUGCCACGCUCCCGUACAGUUACCCGUCCCCAGCCCCGCUGAUGCAAACCUAUGCAGAGCCUGUGGCCUACGCUAGACCUGACGCCAAGAGAUGGUCUACAACGGAACGACUCAGUCAAUGGGUAUCGGAGCGCGCCGUGCUGAGUCCAACUGGUGCUGGAAAGGCGUGGAUCGAUUUGGAGCGUGGUCAUAAACGCGAACGCAGUUCCAUGGACCAGACUAUCCGUGCCCCCGUCAGGGCCGUAGCCCCAUCCUCCGACAAGAGGCAUAUCCGCGACAACGCUCCUUCUCGGAAGACAACGCUCGACUCGCAAACAUCUGGUCCAGCAAGAAAACCUUCCACGUCAUCCCAGGGGGGCGGCGCUUCGGUCACUGUCGUUUCACCGACCAAUGGUGACCGAAUGACACUCUCUAGAUCCAACUCUUCCAAGAAUCGGUCUCCCAUUGCUACUGAGACAACGGGUUCCAAUGCGAACAGAGAUAGUGCCUUGCCCUCUGCUCCUCGAGGCAUCAUUGGUGGCACAAACGGUACCCGGACGAAGCCUUCGGUUCUGGGUCGUCCGACCAUCAGUCGGAUUCAAUCUAUUAGCAGCAUGCGUUCUCCAUCGCCAAGCACAGAUCUCAGCGUUGCUCUGCGAGAACAGGACGAAAGAGACAGGACCGUGGCGGAAAUCUUGCAAGCCAGGGAUUCCAUGCCGUCUCAGUAUGCGUUAUCACCUCAUUCCAACUCUUAUCGCUCGGGUACAAGCAGUGUCUCCCUUAGCAAUUUCCCUUCGCCUCCGCCAAUGCCCAUGCCAGUGGCCUCAAGCUCUAAGCAGAUUGUCCCUAAGCCAUUACAGCUUCCGAAUCUCAGCAUUACUCAACAGAGCGAUCGCAAAGGAAAAUCAAGGAAGAAGAGCGAAGAUAUCAUUGUUGAUGAUGUCCUUUUCACCCUUGCCCCGCCAAACUGGAAGCGGAACAUAGACAAGAAGGGAGACAGCUAUGCAAGCGCUGCCUCGUCCACUGUCAUGAAGCGAGACCAGUAUGAUUCUUCCGCACAGUGGGACAUCACUAGCUUCAUCGGAGGUGUUGUCUCUCCAGGAGCAGAAAGUGCAUACAGUCCAUCCCUACUCUCCGCAGGACCACCUGGUCGCCGUGAAUACAGCGCGCCGUACCCUUCUGCAGUGGCCUCUUCUGCUCUCCUGAGCCCUGCACAAUCUGUCAUGGAGAGCGAGGACAACGCUCAGAUCCUGGAGGUCAAGCACACGCAUCCUAUCAUGCGGAUCAUGCCCACACUGCCAGAGAAGGCAAUAGCGAUGAAGGCGAAGGAAAAAUCACCAUCACGAGGUGGUUCGUUGGACACUGCCGAUAAGACUGUAGAAAACCCUGUCAGCAUUCUUCCAGACACAAGGUCCUCCUCCGGUUCGCCAUCACGAGAGGGUUCUCCACAGCUAAUGCCAGCCAAGGCAGCAGGACCGGGAAAAACCUCUCCGUUCCCGACACGACCUUUGGCUGGGCUCGGGAGCUUGUCGACACAAAUCCGUGCUGGUUCUCCGGGAGGUGCAGAGAUGUUGGAGGCUUCUAGUACAGCCUUUGAGAAGCCGCGACCAGCGCCUUCGCCAGUUUCAACAACAACCAGUCCUGUGUCGCGACCUACGCAACCGCCUAGCGGUUUCAUAUAG
Messenger RNA from Dacryopinax primogenitus, 2568 nucleotides. RefSeq lists its product as uncharacterized. The transcript has 6 exons. The record is from RefSeq and is a predicted model, not a curated record. NCBI's taxonomy places the organism in Eukaryota, Fungi, Basidiomycota, Dacrymycetes, Dacrymycetales, Dacrymycetaceae. Bases 1 to 2568 code for a protein of 855 amino acids.